UUUAUUUCUCUCCUCUACUGCCGAUUUCUUCCUUAGGGUUUGGUUCUCAGAGUACAGGACUGCAUCACUGAAAAUGGUACCAAAGAAGGAGAAAGCUCCCCCACCAUCUUCAAAGCCAGCUAAAUCUGGUGGUGGUAAACAAAAGAAGAAGAAGUGGAGCAAAGGAAAGCAAAAGGAGAAGGUUAACAACAUGGUGUUGUUUGAUCAAGCUAAUCAAUGGGUCGCUUGCAAGGAGAGCUAUCAGGGAUUUGGUGGCCAAAGGUUUGGUCAGACUUGUAUCUGCCCAUUCCAGCCAACAGAUUUACACACGGGCAACCAAUACCUAAUUCUUUGUUAUCUAUGUUGUUCCUUUAGGAAUGCAUUCUUAUGACAAAUUUUGGAUCAGUUCAGUUUUGUGAUAGGCAGAAUUCUAGCUACUGCUGCUUUUGUUAUUAAGACUAUUUUCUGACUAGGUAAUAUGUUUUCUGGGAUUAUUUUAUUUUAAAUGUUCCUUGUUCAAACAUCUCUAACUUCUGCUCCUAUGUUGCUGAAGCUUGGUUAAGUUCCGGUUUCAUGGCUUCUAUCAAAUCCCCGGUUUCAUUGUUAGUCUUUGACCUUGGUCACUACACAUUUGAUUGUUAGCAGGAUUUUAUCUUUGUCCAAAUUUAUGGAGUACUUGAAAGGGUUCUUUGUUCA
Messenger RNA from Papaver somniferum (opium poppy), 675 nucleotides. RefSeq names its product 40S ribosomal protein S25-like. Gene Ontology annotation, cellular component: cytosolic small ribosomal subunit. Gene Ontology annotation, molecular function: structural constituent of ribosome. Bases 74 to 370 code for a protein of 98 amino acids. The transcript has 4 exons. The record is from RefSeq and is a predicted model, not a curated record. NCBI's taxonomy places the organism in Eukaryota, Viridiplantae, Streptophyta, Magnoliopsida, Ranunculales, Papaveraceae.